CGCGGCAUAAACUAUGUCUUGCUGAUUGUGACCGGCUGCAAUAUCAUUGCACCUUAAAUUUAACUCAAUACACUGAUCACACUGUUGUUUAAGAGUGGUGAUUCUACGUGCCACAAUUCAAGGUUACAUCAUUUGAAGUAUAAUCAUGCACACACGCACGUCGUCUUUAUUUACUCACUGGAUGAGACUUGUUUAGUGAUGUUACACCUGACAUCGUACCAGGAGUAUUAGUAUUAAAAACAACUUUAUACAAUAAGCAUACUGUCAUAAAGUCAUGUUUUCAAAAUGCCCACUGUUGUGUUUGACAAAUUGUAAUUGUUUUUACUUUGUUGUGCAGAUAAAGUGACUGAUGGAGGGUGCAACUCAACCAGUGCCUGAAAAGCUGGAUUUGGAUGACUUAAUCAAGCUAUGCUUUAGAUUUGCAUUCAGCAACAAGGAAAUACUUGCAGUUUUAGCACAUAAUGCUCAGACUAUUAUAAGUAUUCGGACUCUGAAGAGAACUUGUAAAAGACUCGGUCUGUUCCGAAGAAAGAAUCAGUCGGACCUGGGAGAUGUGUUGGCUUUUGUCCAGCAUGAAAUCCUGACUUGUGGCCAGAUGCAAGGUUAUCGCUGGCUUCAUCUACGUGCGAUUCAAAAAGGAUUUGUUGUCUCACAAGAUACAAUAAGACAAAUUAUAAAAUUGGUUGACCCAGUCGGCGUGGAAUUAAGAAGAGCACGACGCCUUAGAAGACGCCAGUACAGCUGCAGAGGCCCAAAUGCUCUUUGGCACAUGGAUGGCUAUGAUAAAUUAAAACCGUAUGGGAUUUGCAUCCAUGGUUGUAUUGAUGGGUUUAGCCGGUAUGUGUUAUGGGCAGAGGCCUAUACCACAAACAAUGAUCCCAAGGUGAUUGCAAGUUAUUUUAUCAAAACAGUUUCGCGCAUUGGUGGAUGUCCAGAGAGGAUCCGUGCAGACAGGGGCACAGAAAAUGGUUGUGUUGAACAGAUGCAAGUGUGUUUGCGACAAAACCACUCUGACAAUUUUGCUGGGGAGAAAAGUUUUCUUUACGGGAGAAGUACUGCCAAUCAGCGCAUUGAAGGGUGGUGGUCCAUCCUUCGCAAACAGAGCGCACAGUUCUGGAUUAAUUUAUUUCAAACUCUUCAGGAGGAUGGUCACUACACAGGAGAUUUUCUGGAUAAAAGUCUUAUCCAGUUCUGCUUUCUUAAUCUUGUGCAGGAUGAGCUGGAUGAAGUUGUGAACACAUGGAGCUCACACAAAAUAAGACCAAGGUUGAACGGUGAUACAGCUUCAGGCCGGCCAGUCGUCAUGUAUUCAUUCCCUGCCAUGCACAGUGCCGAGGAUCGACUGAAACCCACUGGAAUGCAAGAUAUCACUGCGUGUAUGGAAGAGUGCACUCCAAAAUGCCAGUUUCCUUGCGAUGAAACUGUAUUUGAACUGUGUUGUCUGCUAAUGGAGGAAAAUGAAUGGCACGCUCCAUCAGAUCCAUUGCAUGCAAGUGACUUGUAUCUUAUGUUGAGAGAGGAAUUACUGAAGAUUGUUUGACAAGCGUAUUGAUGUAA
Messenger RNA from Syngnathus acus (greater pipefish), 1557 nucleotides. RefSeq lists its product as uncharacterized. The record is from RefSeq and is a predicted model, not a curated record. Gene Ontology annotation, molecular function: nucleic acid binding. The transcript has 2 exons. NCBI's taxonomy places the organism in Eukaryota, Metazoa, Chordata, Actinopteri, Syngnathiformes, Syngnathidae. The coding region runs from base 350 to 1540 and encodes 396 amino acids.